CGCGAACCAAUGGGUUGAACGAACAUGUCUUGUCAGAACGAGCUCUUACGUCAUAUUUCAGCGCCGCGUGCCAUGCAACUCUGGAGGACGUCGAGCAUGGGACACCUUGGAGGUUUAUUUCUUCUGAUGGCCUCUCUAACUUUCUUGCACAGCUGGGCUUCAGGUGCUACAGGUCGCUCUCUGCCCACCUGCCAUGAGAAGCUGGGGUUCACGUGUAGCGAUGGCUUGUGCAUCUCGAGGCAGUCUGUGUGCGAUGGACACACAGACUGUAAGGAUGGAUCAGAUGAACAACACUGUGGUCGGCCGUGGUGUGAGAAAGAUGAAUUCGCCUGCCGCAGCAGACGGUGCGUAUCUUUGCGCUUGCUUUGCGAUGGCGUGGACAACUGUGGCGAUGGGAGUGACGAGGCCUCUUGCCAGAACUGCACCACCUGCGGGCUGUCCGACACCUUCGUGCCUGCAAACAAGCUGUGCGAUGGACGCCUGGACUGCAAAGGCGGGCGGGACAAGUCUCUGGAGCCGCGUGGCUCGACUCUGCCACGUCCGCAGACCUCUUCGCCAUGCGCGUCAUCCGAGUUUCAGUGCAGAAAUGGGCAGUGCGUCCACCAUACCUUUAGGUGUGACCACUCGCCAGACUGCUCUGAUGACAGCGACGAGGACAACUGUGAUCAGAACGAAUGUGAGGUGAAUAACGGAGGCUGCUCUCAUCUGUGUGUGGACCUGCCGAAGGGUUUCCUCUGCAGCUGUCCCGACAACAUGAGGCUGGUCAGGGACAGCCAGUGUGAGGAGGUUGACAUGUGCCUGGAGGGCGACGUGUGCGAUCAGCUGUGUGUCAACACCAACGGCAGCCUCACCUGUGACUGCCGUGAGGACUACAGGAUGAAUGCAGCAACCAGAGAGUGCAAGGCCAAAGGAGAUGAUGCUCAACUGGUUUUCACUUCUUCUGAAGGAGUGCGAUGGACAGGCAUCACUGGCACUCAGUAUGGGGAAACAACUGGACAUUUACCAGGACCGGGCCCAGUGGUGACCUUGGCCUCGAACCGAACGCUGUACUGGGCCUCGCAAGGACGAGGCUCCAUAUACAGGGUAUCCAUGGAUGGAAAGCCACACGAUUUGGUGUUGCUGCUGAAAGUUAGAGGUUCAGUGUCAGGCCUGGCAUUGGACUGGGUCCACCAGCUGCUCUACUGGACCAGCAUGGAGAGUGGUUCUGUCAACGUUGGCCUGCUGGACGGUUCAGCUCAGCGACAUCUCAUCACAGGACUGGACAAACCCUCUGCACUGGCUGUGGAUCCUCUCCAAGGGCUACUCUUCUGGGCUCAGUGUGGCAGCUCUCCAAAGAUUGAGAGGUCUGGCUUGGAUGGUCGAGACAGAAUGGCUCUGGUCACUUAUUCAAUACGCAACCCCGUCGCUCUCUCGCUGGAUAUGCCUCGUCAGCUGCUGUACUGGGUUGACCAGGGAACAAAAAGCAUCUCCAGAGUAAACCUACAUGGCCGUCACCGUAAAACAGUGGUCGAAUCUAACGGUUAUCUGGACCGGCCUUUUGGCCUAGCUGUGUUUGAGGGUUUUGUCUACUGGAGCGAAGAAGUGACGCGUUCCCUCUGCCGAGCCGACAAGCACAACGGCAGAAACCUUCAAGUACUGGUAUCAAACGCCACCUCACCGGGUGACGUGGUCAUCAUGCACCCUGUUCUUCAACCGAAAGGGCCAUCUGUAUGCGGUCAUACAGUCUGCCAGCACAAAUGUGUUGUUGACCUGCUGUCUGAGAGUCCAGAGUUCAGCUGCACUCCUCCAGAACCGGUUCAGAAGAAACCUCAAGAAACGCCAGCCAUUUCUCGCACAGUACCUGCAUCAACUUUAUCCGACCCUUCAUUUGCUGGAAUCCUCUCUCUUAUCGUGUUUUUCAGUGUGCUGCUAGUGGGGAUGGCUCUGUGGUGGUGGAGAGAAGAGUUCAGGCCGUCCAGGUCUCUAACUGAGCAGAGACUCUCCCUCAAAGAGUCCCAGGACCCGCUCAUCAUCCUGGGACCACCUGGUCCACACACUUGUUCUGUCAAGGAAACUCUGUUUAAGCUGGACUUGGAUGGAGAGUGAAGAUGUGACACAGAUGGCCAGCUGACCAGGGUGUCUCCCGGCGCCGCCUCAGCCCCCGCACUGACCUCAUGGCUGACAGGACUACUUCACAACAAACCCAGCUGAUCUGCGUAUCACGUCCCAGCUCCGUCUGGAGAUUUAAGUCACUCCAGAAAUGACUUGGUGGUAAAUAUCUGAAUUCAGUGGCUUUCAAACGGUUAACUUCAGUUUUGAAGUGGAGGUCAAUGUCAAGGAAGUCAAUGGAGGGCUGCGGGCUACAAAAUUCUUUUUGGUGGUUCAUGAUGGUGUUUGUUUGUAUUCACUAUAAAAGCUGAGCGCAGCAGUGAAGAACAGAUGAGCUACCUGUUGUCAAGCAUCGUGCUCAGCAGGCUACCUGUUUGCAAGAAAAUCAGUGGAAAUGAGAUGUAUUUAGAGUUGAAACGUAAGGUGAUUGAUCGCUUAGUCAAUCAACUGUUUUCCUUCUAUUAUGUUCAACUUACAUUGUACAUUUGGGGUUCGGACUGUCGACUAUUUUCACUUUUCCAUAGUAUGACGUAGAUUUUUAUUUUUGGUGCUUACUCGCACUUUCUGUAUCAACUGUAUGAAUACUUAUUUCAAUUCCCCAACCAAUGCUUUUGUUGUAUUAUGGGUGGGUUUUUUUGUUGUCAUCCACUAGGAAUGAUUUAUUUGGCUACACAAGAAAAAUGUGCUCUUCCGCUGGUCUGUUUUUGGCUUUUGGGAUUUUCACACUCUUGCAGCCAGCCUUGAGCCGCUGCUGAUUGAUGAGGUAACUCAUGUGUCAUAUGAGUAUUAUCUGUAUAGGUAUGAGAGCAGUUUCGAUCUUAUCAUCAAACUCUCUGUAAUAAAACAAAUUAUUGUUAUUCCCCAAACUUAACUGGUCUGAAAAAAAGAAAAAAAAGUGUUGAACUUGAAUCAGACAUCAGAUAAGAUUAGAUUAAUAUAGGACUGUAUACGCACACAACUACCCAUAACUUCUAAUAUAGUUUCAAAAGUGAGAUUCGCAUUUAUCUUUAACUGGUCAACCAUAAUUCUAAACAAUAAUAAUUUUUCAAAUAAUUCUCUUAAUUUUGGUAGUACAGUAUUUGAUGUUAUAGGAAUAAGUUACUCAUUUUUGGAAAUUGACUUAUUUGCUGUGUUGGCUCAGAAUUGCAUAAGAUUGAAACCAUUUUUUAUGUUCAUGCAAAACAUGAUGCCUUAACUAGUAGCUAGUUAGCUUAACUUAGCACAAAAGCUUGAAAUGAGGAAAUGGCCCGGAAGGACCUCAAAUUAUACUUGACCCCCUUUAAAACCAUAAUUUGCACUUAGAGUUCUAUACAGAAUAUCAAACAAGAUAGAGCAUGUUAAGUUAUUAGUGAGCCUAAGAUGUGGUAGGCAGGUUUCGGACAGAGCUAAACUAGGUCUUUCUCCCUGUUUCCAGUCUUUAUGAUUAACUACACUAACCAUUUGCAGGCUGUAGCUAUAUUCACCAUACAGACAUGGGUGUAGUAUUGAUUUUCUUGUCAAACUGUCAGAAAGUAUUUCCCAGAAUGUCAAACUCGUCCUUUUAAAGGUGCAGUUUGUAAAAGAGAGGCAGUAGGCCCACUAGUUCCACCGCUAACUUGGCUAAUGGUAGCUGUGACUACUGCCAAUAAAGCAAAUAGUAUAGUGAGCAGCAGUUAGCUAGUUUGGUGAUGUGCUGCACCUGAUAUUUUUGGAGCUACCUUUAUAAUGUGGACAUAUUUUGCAAGUUGCCUCUUUAAACAAAGGUCUGUGUGGGUACUAAUGCUCACAAAAACACGGAGAAAGUGGCUGUAAUACUGUAAUUUAGUUACUGUCAGACAAUCAAAAAGUAUAAUUUUUUUAGUGGCAAGUUUGUGUUUUUUUUGGAUGCCCAUUGAGCACUGGUGCUACACUGGGAACAAAUGUGUUUUGUUUUGGGAAAUGUCUCUGGAAGAUUGGUUUUGCUCUUUAGCACAGACAUGGUUUAGUGUUGGAAUGAAUGUUUGGUUGAUGGAGCUGCCUUGUUUCAAAAUCUGUCAGCGCUAAUUGAGAUAAUUCGACAAAUGUGCUUAAACUGCUGAGUUGUGUGGUUGGUAUUUAUUUUCAUGCAAAGGUUUUAUUUAUUUUUGGGCAACGUUACAGUCACUGUUACACAGUGUGUGCUCCACGCAUAAACUGCUGAUGCUGUACAUGAAUGAAAUAAAGUAUUUUAUGUUUUUUUUCCU
Scatophagus argus is the source of this 4289-nucleotide messenger RNA. RefSeq names its product low-density lipoprotein receptor-like. Lineage: Eukaryota; Metazoa; Chordata; Actinopteri; Scatophagidae. The record is from RefSeq and is a predicted model, not a curated record. Bases 25 to 2085 code for a protein of 686 amino acids. Gene Ontology annotation, molecular function: calcium ion binding; protein binding. The transcript is spliced from 13 exons.